AUGCCGCGUCCCAAGACUCACCAAACGUUGGAUUUGACCCAGUUUCUUAACGACACCUCGCUGGCCACGUGGGCAGAAGAUGAUAUCGACCUCUCCAAGAUCACUCUCCCGCCGCACAGCCCUGACCCUGCUGGAGGCCGUGGCCACAACCCUAGCGCUUGCAGCAACCCUAACACAAGACAUACCACCAAUUUUACACGCCAGAAAAACUAUACUACAUCUCAUGCCACAAAUCAUAACCACCUCAUGACUACAAGCUCUACGAAAGCACAAGCAGGCCAUCUCGAUCCUGCCCUAGACUCGACCUUAGAUGGUCCCUUUAACGGUGAUAGCACCAGAUCGCACCGUUCAAGUGAUCGUAAGAGACGGCAUGAUAGUCAUCCUCAUCCACACCCUCAGCCUUAUCCUUAUCCUUAUCCUUAUCCUCAUACUUAUGACACAAAAUCGACCCCUAAAUUUUCACCCAGUGCCGUCGCGUCACAUAACCAAACUCAGUUGGAAAAAAUACGGAAUGAAUUGGCUCAUCUGUCAAUAAGGAAGCCAGUUCCUCAAAUACAACCACACACAUUGGGCCAUUCGGAGGCACGUCGUAUUCGUGCUGAGAUUGAAGCGGGCCCAAUAAUUGAUGAUAAUUAUGGUGAUGUUGAUGAUGGUGGUGGCGAUAAACAACAUGGGAAAAGAGAUAUAAAACGAGAUGAAAAACAAGAUGAGCUGGACUGGUCACGUGCGCGCGGCGCUCGUUUUGCCGAGGUUUCGGCCGAGACCACAAUAAGAACCACUGCGACAACCGCAACAACAGAGACUGCUCGGCCGAAAAGAAGGAGGCGUGGGAAGAGAGGAGGUCGGCGGCAAAAGGAACGAGAUGCCAGAGCUGCUGCUCGAAAAGCACGUGAGGCAGGUGUUGAGAAUGAAAUAGAGGCAAUAGUAACACUAGCUCCAAACUCAAUAGCAGAACCAAAACACAAUAAAGAGACCCACUCUCAAAACACAAAGAUUCCAAGAGAGCAUAAUGAGGUUCACACAAAGGAUUCUAAUACAAAUACACGACGUCGACGUAAACCAAGACCUAAUUCAAGAGCUAGAUCAAAUGCAAAAGCUAGAAGAGAGGUUGAAGCUAAGUCGAAUAUUACAAACAACUCUAUAUAA
Henningerozyma blattae CBS 6284 is the source of this 1146-nucleotide messenger RNA. RefSeq lists its product as uncharacterized. The transcript has a single exon. Bases 1 to 1146 code for a protein of 381 amino acids. The record is from RefSeq and is a predicted model, not a curated record. NCBI's taxonomy places the organism in Eukaryota, Fungi, Ascomycota, Saccharomycetes, Saccharomycetales, Saccharomycetaceae.